AUGGAGGCUGAGGAGCCCCAGCAUGGAGCCUCCACUCCCCUCCCUGCGGUAGAAGAAUUCAGAAUUAUCCCUGAAGCUAUCAUGAGGAGCAGCCAAAUCCCCACCAUGGAGCUUGAAGCCCAAGAAGACCAGGACCCAUCUUAUAAGUGGGCCGAGGGACAUAGACUCUUGUUGAUCCAGCCAAGAGGGUUACAGGACAUGACUGACUCUGUAGAGGAGGGCAUGCCCUCUUUCUCAGAGGAAAGUUCUGCAGAUGUGGAGACCAACCAGGAAAGCCUUGUGGCGGAGGCCUAUGAUACCCCAGGACACCAGGAGGCAGUACCCCAGAGCCUGGCAGACAGAGGACCAAUGAUACCAGCUCCCCCAGAGCUCUGGACCUGCCCCGUCCAGGGUGAACAGCUAGACAAGUUCUCAAUAUCCAGUGACCUGGGCUGCAGAAUAGAGGUGGAAUUUCAGCCAGACCUCACUUCUUUGACAUUGGGGUCUAGAGAAGCGAAAGAGAAGGAGGCACCCUCUCCCGACACCUUUGCUCAGACUGUAUUUUGGCUUCCCUGUGAAGAGCACCCUGCAGACAUGAGCCAGACUCAGGGCUCUAGAGGUGGAACUGUCAGCCAGAAGGAGGAGCAGGAAAGUCAAGGGGGAGAAGAGCUCUUACAGCCCCAGGAGACUCUGGGGCUAGAGGAGCAGGAACAAUAUGAAAUGGAAUCUCAGGGGAAAGGGGUUCUGGGGGAGGAUGCUUGUUCUGGUGGGCUUUGGGAGGAGCAGGAACAGAUAGUGGAGCAGGCUAAUGGUAAAGAGGGGGUACACGGGCAAAAACAGGAGCAGGUACAAGAUGGUGUGUCGCUUGGAGGACGAGAGAGAGAGAGACUCAGUGGGGAACUGGAGGUUCUGAACUGUGGUGAGCAGGGUCAAGAGGGGAGGGAGAGGAAAGCCCAGGGUCAGGGAGACCUCGAAGAGGGGGGACAGAGGAAGAGGGAGUUGAGGGGGCCUGAAGAAAGUAGGGUGGACUCUCAAUACAUGGAGAAUCUAAGCUUAGUGGGGAAGUCAGAGGAAGGACCUGGAAAACAAGAUAAGAGUCUAAAGGGGAAAGUGAUGGCGGCAGAGGAGGAGGAGCCAGGGAGCUGGGCUGGGGGUGGGCUGGGGGCGGUGGGAGAUGAGAGGAGCACAGAAGAGGAGCAAGGUACUCAUUGUCCUUCCCUCCUAGCUCUGGUAGCCCCUGAGGACCAUUCUCCCUGUGACUUACUUCCAGAUGCCUUUUGUCCCGUGACCCAGAUUCCUCAGACUGAGGAACUAUCCCCCAAAGCUCUAACCUCUGCAUUGGAGCCAAGAAGACACUUGCCCCAGCCCAUUUCUCUACCUGGCUCCUCUCCUACUGCAGAGUCACUGGACAGUAUAGUAGCUCACAGUGACCAGCAAGAAGAGUCCGAGCUGAAGAAGAGGCCAGUGUCCAGCCAGGAGACUGAGAUGAUCUCUGCCCGUACAUCUGUGACUCCUGCAAGGACACCAGAGUCAGCUGCUUUUAGUUCUUCUGAAGUCUCCCCCGUCACAGCUGCCUUAUCAUCUGAGAGUCCCUCAAUCGGCUUUCCUAGGAGGGAGACCCCAAGAACCUCUUUCUCAACUGACACCCUAUCUCCCUGUGGGGCAUCGGAGACUCCCUUGGUGGCCCUUCACAGCUCCCUGUCUGCAGUGACCACCCAGGACCACACCUCCGAUGGGGCCAGCCCUCAUAGCUCCCCAGCCAAUUGCAGUGGGACCAUCCAACACCUAAGGAGCAACUCCUUCCCAGGGUCCCACAGGACAGUGCAGACUCCAGACCUGGUGGGAAUGUCACUUUCUUUCUCCCAUUCAGAAUUACCCCAGAGGCCCCCCAAACCUGCCAUUUAUGGCUCUGUGACCCCAAGAAGGGACAGAAGAAGUAGUAGGGACUGCAGCGUAAUUUCAGAAUUCCCUUCUGCAUUAUCCACCCUGAGGCAGGACUCGCAAGAGUUCACUUCAAGUCCAGAGAGACCCUGCAGUCCUCAUAGCAGCCAGCCAUGGGGCUCUCUCCCAAAUUCAGCUUUUACUCCAGGGUCUCCUGCCUACAGUUCUUCCCCACCCACAGUCUCCAUGGAGAUGAGGAUCCAUGAAUCUCUGAACCCUCCUCCCCUAGAGAAGAGACACAUCCACUCUUCCAUGGUGGAGAAAGAUGGCCAUCUUUCUACCGUGGUCCCCACAGUAAAGCGACAUAGCCAUCCUCUUUCAUUGUCCCCAAGUUCAGAGAUACAUGGUUCUCCUAAAGGCCCCCUUCCGCAAAUUCCUGACCCCCUUGUGUCAAGGCAACACCGACCUCUGCCAUCUACCCCAGACAGUGCCCCCCUUACUCAGACCUCUCUCCCCCACAGGCUGAGAUACAACAAGCCAUUACCCCCUACUCCUGAUAUGCCCCAGUCCCACCAUUCUCCCAUCUCUUCUUCUAGUAACCCAAGGAUCUACAGGCCUCUACCCCCUGUCCCCAUUAUGAAUCCUUCCACCGAACCUCCUCCAUUGCCCCCAAAGUCUCGGGGUAGGAGCAAGAGUACUCAAGGAGGACUUGUGAAUUCAGGGGGUCAAGCCAAACCAAGACCCAUUGGCCAAGACUGGACCAUCUCCACUCCCCCCUCUACUGGACGCACCUCUUGGCCUCCAGCCACAGGCAGAUCAACCGAGUCUUUGGCUUCCACCAGUAGGAGCAAGAGUGAAGUGUCCUCUGGCAUGGCCUUCAGCAACAUGACAAACCUUCUAAGUCCCUCUUCCCCUACUACUCCUUGGACUGUGGAGCUCCAAAAGCCCACCACCAAGGAUGAACCCGCGCUCUCAGGGGAGCCCGAGGGCCAUGUAAGAGGAGUGUUGAGAAGAUCAGACCCCCAGGAGGGAAGCAAUGGCCAAAGGAGGUCUUCUGUUUGCCCAGCGAGGCAGCCAGAAAAGCCCAGCCAUCCCCAGCUGGAGAAGGCCUCCAGCUGGCCCCACAGGCGGGACACAGGGAUUCUGCCAGAGGGCAGCGGUGGACAGACUGGGGGGCGUGGCGAGGGGUCCAACAAACACAAGGGCUGGAACCGGCAAGGCCUGCGCAGACCUUCCAUCUUGCCUGAGGGCUCUGCAGAUUCAAGAGGUUCAGCCAUGGGCAGAUCUCCUGGACCCACAGAUGCCGUUGUUUUCCGGGAGAAGAAACCAAAGGAGGGGACAGGAGGCUUUUCAAGACGCCGCUCUAAGCUCAUCAACUCCUCCCAGCUACUUUACCAGGAAUACAGCGAUUUCUUUCUGAACAAGGAGAUUCAGAGCCAGCAGCGGCUGGACAGCCUGGCAGAGGCCCCUGGGCCCACCUCCCCGCGGCAGCCUCGGAAGGCGCUGGUGUCCUCAGAGUCCUACCUGCAGCGCCUCUCCAUGGCUUCCAGUGGCUCCCUCUGGCAGGAAAUCCCUGUGGUGCGCAACAGUGCUGUGCUGCUCUCCAUGACCCACGAAGACCAGAAACUGCAAGAGGCCAAAUUUGAGCUGAUUGUGUCAGAGGCCUCAUACCUACGCAGUCUACAUGUAGCUGUGGAUCAUUUCCAACUUUCAAGCCAACUCAGGGCCACCCUUUCCAACCAGGAGUACCAGUGGCUCUUCUCUCGGUUACAGGAUGUUCGAGACGUCAGCACCACGUUCCUUUCAGACCUUGAAGAGAACUUCGAGAACAACAUCUUCUCUUUCCAAGUUUGUGAUAUAGUCCUGAACCAUGCUCCAGACUUCCGCCGGGUCUACCUGCCUUAUGUCACCAACCAGACCUAUCAAGAACGCACCUUCCAAAGUCUGCUGAAUAGCAACAGCAAUUUUCGAGAGGUCUUGGAGAAGCUGGAGAGUGACCCCAUCUGCCAACGCCUUUCCCUCAAAUCCUUUCUGAUUCUGCCCUUCCAGCGCAUUACCCGUCUCAAGCUGCUGCUCCAGAACAUUCUGAAGAGGACACAACCUGGCUCCUCAGAAGAAGCAGAGGCCACAAAGGCCCACCAUGCCCUGGAGGAGCUGAUCCGAGACUGCAAUAAUAAUGUCCAGAGGAUGCGCCGGACAGAGGAACUGAUCUACCUGAGCCAGAAGAUUGAAUUUGAGUGCAAAAUAUUCCCACUCAUCUCACAGUCUCGCUGGCUGGUGAAGAGUGGGGAACUGACAGCCCUAGAGUUCAGCGUCUCCCCAGGGAUGCGAAGGAAACUGAACACACGUCCAAUCCAUCUGCACCUCUUCAAUGACUGCCUGUUGCUGUCCCGGCCCCGAGAGGGUAACCGAUUCCUGGUAUUUGACCAUGCUCCCUUCUCCUCCAUCCGGGGGGAGAAGUGUGAAAUGAAGCUACACGGACCACACAAAAACCUCUUCCGCCUCUUCCUGCGGCACAACACACAGGGCACCCAGGCCGAGUUCCUCUUCCGCACAGAGACUCAAAGUGAAAAGCUUCGCUGGAUCUCAGCCCUGGCCAUGCCAAGAGAGGAGUUGGAUCUGCUGGAGUGUUAUGACUCCCCACAAGUCCAGUGUCUUCGCGCCUACAAGCCCCGAGAGAAUGACGAGUUGGCACUAGAGAAGGCCGACGUGGUGAUGGUGACUCAGCAGAGCAGCGAUGGCUGGCUGGAAGGUGUGAGGCUCUCAGACGGGGAGCAAGGCUGGUUCCCUCUGCAACAAGUGGAGUUCAUUUCCAACCCAGAGGUCCGUGCGCGGAACCUGAAGGAGGCCCAUCGAGUCAAGACUGCCAAACUACAACUGGUGGAACAUCGCGCCUAGCUGUUCCCUGAGAGGAAUCUCACGAGCCUAAGAACAAGCUGUUCAUGGAGACGGCUGCCCUCUGAACCUGCUGCAGAGGCUUUCUGUGGACCAAGAACUAAGUCCAAGGACAAAACCCCGUUAACCCAGCCACUCAUCCCAGGCCUCCUUUUCUGUGCUUUGUGCUUGGUGGGGGGAUGUUGAGGGACUUCACACUGGACUCUGGGAUCCUUUUUUCAUAGGAAAAGGGCCUGAAAAGCCUUAUUCAGGGAACUUUACUUCUGCUACCAUACGGUCCUAAAGCAUCCUUGGCUUCCAGAGUGCAGAUUUAGACCCGGCCCAAGUUCCAGUCAUGGUCACAUGUUCAACACUCUGACCUCAGGCCACUGGAGGACAAUGUUCAAGAGGGAUUGACACAUCAGAUGGGAAGGUCAAGCUGGUGACCUCUAAGGUAUCUUUCAGCCUCAGAGUCUCCGCAGUUGUUGGUGUGAACGCCGCGCGUGCGUCGCUGAGAUCUGUGUCUCUGGGUGGCAAUGUGAGGGGGUACUCUCUUGCCAUAAUAAACACUUCUCUGAGUGUUUUCUUUUCAGA
This is a messenger RNA of Marmota flaviventris (yellow-bellied marmot), 5328 nucleotides long. RefSeq names its product Rho guanine nucleotide exchange factor 5 (gene Arhgef5). Gene Ontology annotation, molecular function: guanyl-nucleotide exchange factor activity; protein binding. Gene Ontology annotation, biological process: activation of GTPase activity; intracellular signal transduction. The record is from RefSeq and is a predicted model, not a curated record. Gene Ontology annotation, cellular component: nucleus; cytoplasm. Lineage: Eukaryota; Metazoa; Chordata; Mammalia; Rodentia; Sciuridae.